Molecule: messenger RNA, 1040 nt
Organism: Cajanus cajan (pigeon pea)
Lineage: Eukaryota; Viridiplantae; Streptophyta; Magnoliopsida; Fabales; Fabaceae
Biological process (GO): defense response to other organism
Source: RefSeq, a predicted model, not a curated record
UUUGUUUUACGUGUUUGUCCUCCAAAAAGAAACAUACCAUACGGUUCCACUAUCUUCCGAAGAUGACCGGGAAGGACGAGUUCGUGUCUUACUCGCCCCUUCCCUCCAACCCUAACCCUAACCCUUACCCUUACCCCCAAAACGUCGUCGUUCUCCUCCCCUCCUACCGCUCUCGUCUCCCCAACCGCCGCCGCCGCUGCAUCCUCUACUCCGCCGCGCUCUUCCUCUUCCUCCUCCUCGCCGCCGCCGCCUUCCUCCUCUACCCCUCCGACCCGGAGAUCCGCCUCGUCCGGAUCCGACUCAACCGCAUCGGGGUCCGAACCAACCCGAGGCCCAUUCUCGACCUCUCCUUCUCCGUCACCGUCAAGAUCCGCAACCGAGACUUCUUCUCCCUCUCCUACGACUCCCUCGCCGUCUCCGUCGGCUACCGCGGCCGCCAGCUCGCCUUGGUCUCCUCCGGUGCCGCCGCCGGCGGCCUCAUCAGGGCGCGCUCCUCCUCCUACGUUGACGCCACGCUCGACGUCGACGGAUUUGAGGUCAUCUAUGAUGCGUUCUACCUGCUCCAAGACAUCGCCAGGGGCGUGAUUCCGUUCGAUACCGAUACGCGAGUCGAAGGGAAGUUAGGGCUUCUCUUCUUCCACGUUCCUUUGAAGGCAACGGUGUCGUGUGAAGUGUAUGUGAACAUAAGCGAGCAGACAAUUGUACGUCAAGACUGCUAUCCUAAGUCGCUGGGUGAUCCGCUGGAUCAGAGCGCAUAUAUUGAGGCUGAAGAUACAUGAUGUGUAUUAACCUUUAGCAUCCUUUGUCCAUAUAGCGCUGGUGGUGUUCAUUUACAUUACAUUACUUUUAUCGUGCUGUAUGAUUGUGUAUAUGGAUCACACCCUUGUAAAUUAUGGUUCACUUUUAAGACCACCUGCUUUUUGGAUUUAACGCUCGUAUACAAGGUAAAUUUAGUAAAAGUGGCACCUGAGAGUUUAAGUCAUCUAGUUGAAAAAUGAAAUUAUAUUUUGCUGAUAAUGCAUUUUAGUUCUCCUUUUAAA